Messenger RNA from Triplophysa dalaica, 5182 nucleotides. RefSeq names its product salt-inducible kinase 1 (gene sik1). The transcript has 14 exons. Gene Ontology annotation, biological process: intracellular signal transduction; microtubule cytoskeleton organization; protein phosphorylation. Gene Ontology annotation, molecular function: protein serine/threonine kinase activity; ATP binding; tau-protein kinase activity. Gene Ontology annotation, cellular component: cytoplasm. NCBI's taxonomy places the organism in Eukaryota, Metazoa, Chordata, Actinopteri, Cypriniformes, Nemacheilidae. Bases 335 to 2749 code for a protein of 804 amino acids. The record is from RefSeq and is a predicted model, not a curated record.
GCCCGCAGCGUUUGUCCGCAUGCUCAGCGCAGAGCUGUUCAGUUGAGCUGGGGCGCAGGUGGACGGGAGCGCACCCUGUAAAUAGUAGCUCUUCUUUUACGGCUCCCUCCGUAAAAGUAUAUUUCGUUGUAUAUUGGAAAUAAUAUUCACACAUAUGCUGAAUAUUUUGGACGAAAUAAUAUUAUUUUCUAGGACAUGUGGAAUGACUUGUAAAUGCAUAUAUAAAACUCGUUUCUACUGUGGAGGACAGUAGACUUCUUGUGUUGAAGACAGAUUAUACUAUAAGUUAGUCUUUGACACGUCGCUGUACUAAGACACACACAGAUCCAGCAUCAUGGUCAUUAUGACAGACAGCAGCACGGGCACUCGGUCCAGUCCAGCUGGGGCCAGGCCUCUGCAGGUCGGCUUUUAUGAAAUCAUCAGAACACUCGGCAAAGGAAAUUUUGCUGUUGUGAAACUGGCCAGACACAAAGUGACAAAAACACAGGUUGCAAUUAAAAUAAUUGAUAAGACAAGACUGAACUCUGAGAACUUGGAGAAGAUCUACAGGGAGGUUCAGAUCAUGAAACUGCUCAAUCACCCUCACAUCAUCAAACUCUAUCAGGUUAUGGAGACCAAAGACAUGCUGUACAUUGUGACAGAGUUUGCAAAAAAUGGAGAGAUGUUUGAGUAUCUGACGUCUAACGGACGGAUGAGUGAAAAUGAGGCUCGUAAGAAGUUCUGGCAGAUUCUGACAGCGGUGGACUAUUGCCAUCAGCACCACAUUGUCCACAGAGACCUAAAAACUGAAAACCUGCUGCUAGAUGCCAACAUGAACAUCAAACUGGCAGAUUUUGGAUUUGGAAACUUUUAUAAUGCUGGUGAGCCUCUAUCCACAUGGUGCGGAAGCCCACCAUACGCUGCCCCGGAGGUCUUCGAGGGCAAAGAAUACGAGGGACCACAUUUGGACAUUUGGAGUCUUGGUGUGGUCUUGUAUGUGCUGGUGUGUGGGUCCCUGCCCUUCGAUGGGGACAGUCUUCCUGCCCUGCGACAGAGAGUUACAGAGGGCCGCUUCAGAAUACCAUUCUUUAUGUCACAAGACUGUGAAAACCUGAUUCGGAAGAUGCUUGUGGUCGACUCAGCCAAGCGAAUCAGCAUAGCCCAGAUCAAGCAGCACCGCUGGAUGUUAGCAGACCCCAGCGCACCCCACCAAAUCCUUUCCCAGUCUUUUACUGACUAUAACUCCAACCUGGGAGACUACAGUGAACCUGUCUUGGGGAUCAUGCAGACACUGGGCAUUGACAGGCAGAGGACUGUUGAGUCUCUCCAGAACACCAGUUACAACCACUUCUCAGCAAUUUAUUACCUGCUGCUAGAAAGAGUGAAGGAGCACCGUAGCCAGCUGCUCAGCCGCCAGUGCGGUGCCUGGAAUCCAAGAUCCAGGACGGCAUCCGAUUCCUCCACCCCGGAGGUGAUUAUGGAGUCAUCUGACAGCUUCGGGACGUCCGCUUUUCAUACUGCCUCAAAGGUGAACACUUCAGUCCAUUCGGAGAUCGAAUGCGAACAAGGAGGACUUUUUCAGCGUGUGGUUUGCCCAGUGGAAGCCAGUCUAAAAGGGCUCAUGUGGAACCGAUCCAUCUCACCCAACAGUCUGCUGGAGACCACCAUCAAUGAAGAAGUGCGGCCUCAUGACCUUGAGGAGGAAGAGGGGAUGCUGCAGGUCCAGGCCCCCCAUCUCCCCAGCACCACCUCCCGCAGACACACGCUGGCUGAAGUCUCUGCGCGAUUCCACCAGUGCAAUCCACCUUGUAUAGUGGUUAGCCCCUCAGAUGGUGCUUCUUCUGACAGUUGUCUGAAGUCCUCUUCCAACCCGAACCCAACUCUAUCCAAUGGUAUUGGGGACCUUUCAACGCUCUUUGUUUCUGGGACUGGCCCGGGAGCCUUAGUUCCUGCUGGAACACAGCUAGCUUUAUCCUCCAACCUGCUCCUACAGAACCAAGGAAGUAUGCUUGCAGCCAGCUUCCAAGAGGGCCGUAGGGCUUCAGACACCUCCCUUACGCAAGGACUGAAAGCAUUCCGACAGCAGUUGAGGAAGAACACACGUACAAAAGGCCUUCUGGGGUUGAACAAGAUCAAAGGUCUUGCACGACAGGUGUGCCCUCCGACCUCAUGCUCCAGGGGCAGCCGGGGUUCGCUGGGACCAAGCAUGUGUCCUCCCUCAAGCCUCCAGAGCUCUAGUGGUCCUCGUGAGCGUCGUAGCAUGUUGGAAGAGGUUCUACACCAGCAGAGAAUGCUACAGAUUCAACAUCAACCUCAGCCACAAGUUCAGUCCCAACCCCAACAGUCCGUGCUUUUCUCCCUCCCCUCGUCUCCUCCAUCCAACAAUCUCUUUGCCCCCGCUGCCCUCUUUUCCAACCCUCCCACUCAGCCUAUCCUCCCAACAUGCCAGCAGACCUCUAUCACCCUCCAGCACAACCUGUGGCAGCAGCAGCAGUCACUUGACUCCUCAUCCCUCUCUCCCGUGGCUUCGGCUGCCCAUCUUCUGGAAGCUCGCCUGCACAUCAGCCAGCGUCCACAUCUCCAACCACACCCUCAGACCCAGCAGCACCUGCUGAUCCAGCCCAGCAUCCAGCCCCAGGGGCUUUUCUCCCUUGUGCCUCACCAGGGCGGUUGGAGCUUCAACACCAGCACUGAUUCAGAAGCAGAUGUCCAGGGACUGGCUUGUGCUCGUCAAAAACAGCAGCUCAGCAGCUGUGUCAUGGUCAAGUAAAGAAAGAAAAAAUCGAGAAGAAUUAUUGAAAGAUUGAUAAAUCUUAAGAGUUAUGCCUCCACCACUCUUGGUCCAGAAUGAGCUGAUGGUGUUGAGCAGAGAACAUACUUUAGGAACAUCAGAAACCAGUCAGCAUCCUAUUUUGGUGAUGCGCUCGGUUUUUGAUGCAUGAAGACGCUUGUACUAUAUCUGGAACAUCACGCAAUUCCACGUUUGUGUCUGUAUGUGAUGGAAUAACCAGAGGAAAUGAGAAAGAAGCAAUAACCAAACUCUUUAUCGAGCCCAUAAACCCUUGUCAUGUGCUCCUGUCUGCAUAGCAAUAAAGGACAGGCCACUACACAGGGAAUGAUAGAGUGUUUCUAAGGUCUAAACUAUUUGCAAGUGGAUCAGCUCGCAUAUUACACUAGCCUCCAUGAUUAUGUCAAAGACAUUUUUUCUUUUUUUUUCUAAAUAGAAUUUUUAUGUCUUCCGUACAGAUUUUUCCAAAAAUUUCCUUUCAGGGUUUAAGCUUUUUUUUGUCUGUUUGUUUCUCACAUCUCCAGAGAAGACCAAAGCCGAUAGCUCUUUGCAAUUGUUUUUUGCCUCUUUGAUUCCUUACCUUGAUGUUUUGAAACAGAGUAUCCUAAACUUCCAAAAACCAAGAAAAAAAUAAUAAUACUGUCAUUUCAUCUGUGAUGUGAAAACAUGCGUUGCACAAAUUAGCCAAGCUAUGCGGCAAAUGAUUUCCGAACAACGAUGAGGUCAUCGAAGGUGCCCUACUAUGUGGGAAAAUGAAGACAGGAUUAAGCUAGAUAAGCACAAUAGGUACUGCAUAGAUGUUCACGUAGAAAAUUGUGUGAAUGUUUGUCUUUGUGCUGUUUGUGACAUUGACUUUUAAUGCUGCUUUAUGUUUUGUCAGGUCCAGACAAAGACACUAUGCUAUUUACUCAUACAGAUGUGCACCAACCAAUGACUUAUGCUUAAGGAAAAUAGGAGACAUUGUUAGAAAAACUCUUCCGUCACAUCACUACCUCCUGCAUUACUGAUCAUUCACCUCAGAAGGCUGUAUUUAAACAGACACUGUAUGAGUAUGAGUCCACUGACCCUCAUUACCAAUGUACUUUUUUUUUUCUUUAAGUCAGUGAACAAAGAUUAUGAGAAUAGUGCAAUAUUUCACAUUGAAAUGUAGAUCCAGGACAAGAAGCUGUAGGAAAGCAAAAGGUACUUAAUGCCUGAUCGUGUUAUUUUCUUAUUUCUUAUUUAGAACAUGAUUUCUAUUUGUAUUGAUUGUAUGUACAAGAUUAUUUUAAAUAUGUUCUGCGUUAGCAUAAGAAAAUACGAGCUCUGUAAUUUUUACGGCUCAUACUCUUUGUGACACAGGUUGCCUUUGUGUCCAGGUUGGCUUUGCAGAAAUAGGUAAAGCAAAAGAUAGAAAGCACAGGAGAUAUUACUGCGUUUUCAAAGAUGUCACAGUGGUGAAAAGCUCUCUGUUUAAUUAAGUGUAGCGUGUUCAGAAUCUGGCGAAAUUAGUCCUACUGCUAUGAUACGGUAGCUGGCUCUUCUAGCUAACAAAUCUUUGAUAAGCAAUUGUUUUAAAGAGCUGGUCUCAGAAGGAUCAUUUCUAUUAUUUACUAUUUGAAAUGCACACAUAUACACACACAUAGUUGAACACAUCUUGUAGCAAUAGAGUUCCUUUCUAUGUUUGUGGUUCGUUUUAAAAUCUGCGUGUGAAAUAUUGCAUCCAGGUGCUAGACAUAGAUUUUAGAAGUGGUCUGGAUUUGUGUGUAAUUUAUAUUGAACAAUCAUGUUUUAACAUUAUUGAAACUCAAAGCUUUGCUUGAAGCACUGUUUCCACAAUCCUGUUGCAUGUCUGUCUAGUGUAAAUGUAUCAUGUAUGUGCAAUGCUUUCUAGAAGUUUAGAAAGUAACUGUGUUGUUUGCAAACUGGGUCAUAAAACAAGUGUUUGAAACCGGUACAGAAAAAGAUGAUUGAAGAUAUUGGAAGAAACAGUAUUAAGCAUUUUCCCUUUUCACCUACUCACCACCAACAAUUGUGCCUUUUUCUGAACAAAUCUAUUGGUGGUGUAAUUUUGAUUUUAAAACACCGGAAAGCUACAGACGUGAACAUCAUAUGCUUUUGUUAGUUUAUAUUUUCAUUUUAAUUUGCUGUCUGACAAUAAUGCACUUUAUAGUGACGACUGCUUGUGUUAAAAAUAGUGUUUCCACUGCUGGUUAAGAUAUGUAUGAGGUUAAUUUAAUGUUACUUUUUACUUUUGAAACAUCAUAUUUUGCUGAAAAACUUUGUAUUUGUUAUAUUUCCCUGGUUUGCUUGCUUUUUAUUGUAUGUGUGCUUACAAAGUGAGAGGAAUUACACAUGGUUAUGUGAAAGUACCUGAGAGAACAUGUUUUAUUUAUGUGGCUAUUUAUUUGAAUAAAAACUCACCACUUGGAAUUA